This is a messenger RNA of Rhododendron vialii, 501 nucleotides long. RefSeq lists its product as uncharacterized. Bases 1 to 501 code for a protein of 166 amino acids. The transcript has a single exon. The record is from RefSeq and is a predicted model, not a curated record. Lineage: Eukaryota; Viridiplantae; Streptophyta; Magnoliopsida; Ericales; Ericaceae.
AUGGUCAUAAACCUUCCGCAGAUUCGGACCAUUGAAAACACAAUCCAACGGUUGGUGAAAGAGGUCCGCACGAAAUGCGAAAUCCGAGAUCCCUUGUCUGCUUGGAAUGAGGAUGUCAAUUCUAUCAAUAUUGCUGUGUUGAAUAUUUUUCUAGGAGAAGCGUUUACUUAUUUAGCGGCAGAUAAAAUAUGUGAAGAAGACGAAAUUGAUUGGACAAUUACUAACCGCUAUCCCAAUGAGUUUUUAAACUCAUUGGAUCCUCCUGGUCUUCCACCUUUCAAAGUGGAGCUGAAAGUUGGAUGUUCAAUCAUGUUGUUGAGAAAUAUUGCUCCUAAGGCGGGACUUUGUAAUGGCACUAGAUUGAUGGUUGUAAGGUGUGCUUCUCGAAUUAUUGAGGCUCUGAUUUUAACGGGAGAAAAGUUUGGCAAUUUGGCCUUCAUAUCGAGAAUAACCUUGACUCCAUCGUCUUCAGAAUUUCCUUUUCGGAUGACGAGACACUAG